AUGGCUUUCAACAGAAUCUCAUCAUUCGGGUCCAACGACAGCGGCUACGAAAGUGGAGGCAUCGUGGAGGUCUUCGAUGAACCUCAUCGACCCAUUACCAAGAACCCUGAUCAUGCAAAGGACAUUGCCCGGCAUCGACAACACCUCAUGGCUUCUGAACUCUCUCGUCUCGACGCAGAAGACUACCAGCAAGACAUGCUAGAGCAUAUGCUGAAGAUGGAUCUCGAUACCAUGCCCGACGUCGACUCUAUCGAUAUCCAAACUGAGAUUCAAUGGUUCAUGAGACCAUACUUGUUGGAUUUCCUGGUCGAGGCUCACUCGGCAUUCCAACUCUUGCCUGAGACCUUGUUCCUAACGAUCAACCUCCUCGACCGAUACUGCUCCAAACGAGUCGUCUACAAACGACACUACCAACUGGUAGGCUGUGCAGCUCUACUCAUUGCUGCCAAGUAUGGAGACAAGAAAGAGAAGGUUCCUACCAUCAAGGAGCUCAAGUCGAUGUGCUGCUCGCUCUACGACGACGAUAUGUUUUUGCAGAUGGAGUGGCAUGUCCUGUCGACUCUCGGCUGGGCUAUUGGUCAUCCCACUGUGGACUCCUUCAUGCGACUCGUCGUCAAGGACAACGUUUAUGAUCCCGAGACCGAAAAUCUAACCCUUUACAUUCUAGAAAUCGCCCUUUAUCACCGAGAGUUUGUAUCGAAACGGUCAUCUACUCUUGCUCUUUCAGCUCUGGUCCUGGCUCGACAUAUCCUUGGCCGCCCUCAAGCACGUGCCUCAGAAUUCGGCUCUCAAUUCUGUAACACCACAGUCAUGGAGUUGUUGCAGAAGGUCCACCAACCCUCGAGCAUUUUGUCGCGGAAGUACGCAUCGGCUCGGUACUCUAACGUGACGAGACUUCUGACCAACUUUGUUGCUCAGAAGGCUGCCAUAGCUGCUGCAGCCCGAGCACCCAUCACACCCACCUAUGAGCUAACGCCACCUGUAUCUGUUAUCAAGCCAUCAGGUGAAGAGUACUUCCAGACAUUCGCGACACCUCAGAAGACUCAGUUUCCGUCCAUGGUCCAACAUGGCCUCUACACUCCCCCUAUCACCCCGGAAGGUGAGAUGUUUGGUGCCAACCAGAAGACUUUCAACGCCCCCAACCAAUAUGUUCCUCCAACCCCGACGCCUAAUGCAGUGGAUCAGCAAUUCCCACACCAAUUUGCCUAUUGA
Exophiala aquamarina CBS 119918 is the source of this 1212-nucleotide messenger RNA. RefSeq lists its product as uncharacterized. The transcript has 2 exons. Gene Ontology annotation, molecular function: cyclin-dependent protein serine/threonine kinase regulator activity. Gene Ontology annotation, cellular component: cytoplasm; nucleus; cyclin-dependent protein kinase holoenzyme complex. The coding region runs from base 1 to 1212 and encodes 403 amino acids. The record is from RefSeq and is a predicted model, not a curated record. Gene Ontology annotation, biological process: mitotic cell cycle phase transition; regulation of cyclin-dependent protein serine/threonine kinase activity. NCBI's taxonomy places the organism in Eukaryota, Fungi, Ascomycota, Eurotiomycetes, Chaetothyriales, Herpotrichiellaceae.